Molecule: messenger RNA, 1155 nt
Organism: Urocitellus parryii (Arctic ground squirrel)
Lineage: Eukaryota; Metazoa; Chordata; Mammalia; Rodentia; Sciuridae
Product: T-cell surface glycoprotein CD1b-like
Biological process (GO): antigen processing and presentation, endogenous lipid antigen via MHC class Ib; immune response; positive regulation of T cell mediated cytotoxicity
Cellular component (GO): external side of plasma membrane
Molecular function (GO): exogenous lipid antigen binding; endogenous lipid antigen binding; lipopeptide binding
Source: RefSeq, a predicted model, not a curated record
AUGAGGAAGAGAUCUGUCAGUUGGAAGAGAGGAAGUCACUACCGAGUGCUGACAUACAGAGUUUCUGAAAUGAGAGUUCAAAUAUCAGCUGAAAGUCAAGAGUCCUCUCUCAGUGCAAAGCUGGUCCUGCUACUUGUACUGCUAGCAAUUUUCUUCCCAGGUGGUGACAAUCAGGAAGCCUCCCAGGGGCCGACCUCAUUCCAUGUCAUCCAAAUCUCAUCCUUUGUCAACAGCACCUGGACACAGAACCACUGCUCAGGCUGGUUGGACGAUGUGCAGGUUUUUGGCUGGGAUAGUGACACAGGCACUGCCAUCUUCCUAAAGCCCUGGGCCAAGGGCAACUUCAGUGAUGAGGCCAUUCAGAUGGUGGAGGAGAUCUUCCGCAGUUACUUCUCUGUAUUCACCAGUGAAGUGCAGGAUCAUGUCAGUGAGUUCAAGUUGAAAUACCCUUUUGAGAUCCAGGGCUUAGCAGGCUGUGAGCUGCACGCUGGGGAAAACAUCAUGAGCUUCCUGAGGGGGUCUUUAAAAGGAAUGGAUUUUAUAAGCCUCAAKUCAGCUUGGCCCUCCCCAAAAGGUGACCUCAGGGCACAGAAAUUCUGCACAUUCAUCACGAAGUACAAAGGUAUCUGCGAAACAGURGAGRAGCUGCUGUUAGAAACCUGCCCCCAAUAUCUCCUGAGCRUMCUGGAAGCAGGGAAGGCAGACCUGCAGAGGCAAGUGAAGCCUGAGGCCUGGCUGUCCAGUGGUCCCAGUCCUGGGCCUGACCGUCUGCUGCUGGUGUGCCACGUCUCUGGCUUCUACCCCAAACACAURUGGGUGAUGUGGAUGCGAGGUAACCAGAAGCAGCUGGGCACCCAGAGAGGUGACAUCCUGCCCAAUGCAGAUGGGACGUGGUAUCUCCAAGCAACCCUGGAUGUGGCAUCUGGGGACACAGCUGGCCUGGCCUGCAGGGUGAAGCACAGCAGCCUAGGAGGGCAGGACCUCGUCCUCCACUGGGGACACCCCCUCUCUGUUGGCUUGGUCAUUUUGGCAAUCAUAGUGCCCUGUGCGCUCAUUUUUCUGGGGCUUGCAUUGUGGUUCUGGAGGCGCAGGUCGUAUCAGGACAUCCAAUGCCACUCAUCCUUCAGGACCCCUGGAUCCCUGCUGGACUCCUGA